AUGGUGCCACCAGUGAGCAGCGCACAACGGAGGGCUACGACCUACAGUUUGGGACGAACGUCCUUGGUCAUUAUUUAUUUACCACCUGCUCCUACCAAUGUUGAUUCAUACGGCCAAGAAUUCCCCGCUCGCUCUCAAGGUUCUCAUUUCAUUGAUGGACACGCACGAGUAAUCAACACCUCGAGUAGCGCAGUCUAUCAUGUCCCCAAAGGUGGUAUUAUCUGGGAGACUCUUGGAAUGAUGCUUCAAGGGAACGUCCUGUUCUCAAAUGAACUAGCCAGGCGGUACGCUAGUCAAGGGAUAAUCUCAUCCUCACUCAACCCGACCUUGCGGCAUCUGAAUUGGUUUGUUGUUGGACUCCUGGGGUUCUUCCUACAUCCUGCUAGCUAUGGAGCUCUUACUCAGUUGUGGUCUGGUACCACACUCGAUGGCGAGAGUCACAGUGGCAAGUUUCUGAUUCCAUGGGAUCGCGUUGGGGACGCUGGGCCAUAUAGCCAUGAUAAAGAGCUUGCUGAAAGGCUAUGGAAUUGGCUAGAAGAGCAGGUUAAAUGCCAUUGA
This is a messenger RNA of Rhizoctonia solani, 558 nucleotides long. RefSeq names its product oxidoreductase family protein. NCBI's taxonomy places the organism in Eukaryota, Fungi, Basidiomycota, Agaricomycetes, Cantharellales, Ceratobasidiaceae. The record is from RefSeq and is a predicted model, not a curated record. The transcript is spliced from 6 exons. The coding region runs from base 1 to 558 and encodes 185 amino acids.